UCUUUGAGUGCGCAUGACUGGAAUAGAAAAGUUUGUUAAUGUUUACGAAGUAUUUUUUAAAGAAAUUACAGAAUAGAAUAAAAAUAAAAGAUGGCAUCAAGUCCGCCAUCUCCAGGAGAUCCUGAUAGUUCUGUCAGUCGUACAAGUUUAAAGAUGUACAAGAGAGAACCAAGCAAAAGAAUAUUCGUUAAUAGAAGUUUAAUGUUAGAAAAAGUGAAGUUUUAUGGAUUUGAUAUGGACUACACUCUUGCAGUGUAUAAAUCACCAGAGUAUGAAACACUGGGUUUUAACUUGUUAAAGGCACAGAUAGUAAUCAUGGGUUAUCCAGAGGCUAUCAAUGAAUUUGAAUAUGAUCCAACAUUUCCUAUCAGAGGGUUAUGGUUUGACAGUCUUUAUGGUAAUCUGUUGAAAGUUGAUGCUUUUGGAAAUAUCCUUGUGUGUGUACAUGGAUUCUGUUUUCUCCGUGGAAAAGAUAUCCAUAGUCUUUAUCCUAAUAAAUAUGUUCAGAUGGAUGAAAAAAGAUUCCGUAUUUUUAAUACCCUUUAUGAAUUACCUGUUUUAUACAUUUUGGCCUGUUUGGUAGAUUACUUCAGCAAUUCUCCAGAUUAUACACCUAGCAGUGAUAGAAAGGGUGUAAAAUGUGGUGAUAUAUCCAUGACGUUUAACUCUAUAUAUCAAGAUGUAUUGUGUGCUACAUCUGUUGUACAUGACAAAGAGGGACCAUUAAAACAAGAAACAGUGAAAAAUGUAGAAUCUUAUGUCUAUAAAGAUGACAGACUACCUGUUUUACUUAACAGGAUUCGUGAUUCUGGUGCUAAGGUUUUUCUAGCUACAAACAGUGAUUAUAGAUUUACUAAUAAAAUUAUGAACUUUAUGUUUGAUUAUCCACCAGAGAAGUCUGGUGGUGAGAAGAGAGAUUGGACAUCUUAUUUUGAUUAUAUUGUUGUGGAUGCCAAGAAGCCAUUAUUUUUUGAAGAGGGGACAAUAUUAAGACGAGUGGAUCGGACUACUGGGAGAUUACAACUUGGUACUCACACAGGACCAAUUUCUUCUCAACAUAUCUACUCAGGAGGAUCAGUGGGCGCAUUUUCUGAAGUAAUGAAGUCUUAUGGCAGUGAAGUCCUGUAUGUAGGGGAUCAUAUUUUUGGUGAUAUUUUAAAAUCUAGGAAGGCUCGAGGAUGGAGAACAUUUUUAUGUGUUCCGGAAUUAUCUCAGGAAUUGAUGGUAUGGACAGAUAAACGAUCGUUAUUUGCAAAAUUAGAACAAUUAGAUAUUGCUAUUGGUGAAAUGUACAAAAAUUUAGAUAGCAGUUGUAAAGAAUCAAGACCUGAGAUUGGAAAAAUACAUAAUUCUAUCAGGGAAGUAACCCAUCAGAUGGAUAUGUCUUAUGGUAUUUUAGGCAGCCUUUUUAGAAGUGGUUCCAGACAGACAUUUUUUGCUAGCCAAGUGAUGAGAUAUGCUGAUCUUUACGGAUCCAGUUUCUUUAAUUUUAUCCAUUAUCCCUUCUCUUACGUCUUUAGAGCGCCAUCUAUGCUGAUGUCCCAUGAAUCAACUGUAGAACAUGACGCCAUGUUGGAUCCAUCAGAUCAGAUUAGUCAGAUAUCACUAGCCACAAGAUCUCGAUCAAUCUCAGAAGACAAUAGUGAAGAUCGCAAACGUAAUCCAUUACUUAGAAGUGACAGCCUUGUACCCCGUGCUUAUGCUCCUACGCCCAGACAAUAUACACAGGUACAGGAAGACUCCGACGAGGAAUAAUGUCAUCGCUUAAAUUAAUUUAGUCAGAAGUUAGUUCCCUCCUGAUUAUCAAGAGUUUUUAUCAAUAAUGCUGCUGUUUUAUAGCUUAGAAUAUGUAGAAAUAUUUACAAUAUACACAACAGGGAACAAAUUAUUUUAUUUUAUUGGCCUUUCAGUCUUAUGCUCUAUUAUUAGUUCUUUUAGCCUACCAAUAUUUAAACUUGUGUAGCAAUUCUUUUAUUUGCUAUAUCACAUGACAUAUAGUGUAGCAUUGCAUAUCAUAGACAACAUUUAUUUUAUCUUGAAUGGCAAAUUCAUAUUUUCUCUGAACAAUGUUAGAGUACUGAUUUUAUAUUUUGUUUUGUUACUACCUCAAUGAAAAAACUUUUACUGCCAGAGUCAUUUGCUUUAUGAAUGGAAUGUUGUUUAAUGUCUAGUCAUUUUUGAGACAAACAUGGUCGUUUAUAUUUCCAUGGUUACGGAAAACCUAGAUCCAUCUAUGUGCACAUUGGCAUGCAUGGAAAAAAACACUUAAACAGGGGUGGAAACUUAAGUCAUGCAACUCUAACUCGAGUCUGACUUAAGUUAAUUCAUUGACCUGACUUGACUUGACUCGACUCAGAAACAACAGUUGUGAAAAUUUGUGAGGUAAAAGAGAUAAAGAAUUGAGUUGCAUGAGUGGACAUAACUUUAACGCGUCUUAUUCGCCAUGAAUUAUUGACUCACUUGAUGAAAAGGCGACUUGAAUGGGACUGAAGUCAACGACUUUAGGCUCAACUAGGACUGGAGGUACGACGGCUUGGGACUCAACUCAGACUCUUAGGUCCCACGGCUUCUUCCCACCUCUGCAUUUAUGACAUAUUAAAUUAGACCAGAAGUAGGCUUAAAUACUACUGCUCAGGUAAAAUUCUCUUACCAAGUGUUGCACAUGUAAUCAUAGAAAUAUAAAUUAUCAUGUUUGUUUCAAAAUGAGUAAAAUAUUGUGUCGAUGAUUCAUUAAAUCCAUUUUGUUUUUCUGUAAAGUUACAAUGGUUUUUGAGCAUAAUAUAAGGUUUGAUCUCUCCAUCAUUAGUAUGCACCAAGUUUAAUUUAAUGUUUGAUUAAAAUCCUGUUACUAACCUUAUAUUAUAUAUUCUGUUGACACUAUUUUUAUUUCAAUAUUUGUUUGAAAUAUUAGUCGAUGUGUAUUGUUUAUAACUAGUACAAUGGCAGAUCUAGAUGGGGGCCCUAGGAACCUGGACCCUCCUUUAUACCUACGGCAGACAAGCGUAUUUUUUCGCCCGAUCUCUGCGAUUUUUAAAAUCGCUUGAAAGUAUCACCUAUGUACCCAUUCUGCUUGGUGACCAUUUGCCUGAAUAUUUUACAUAUUAGAUAUUUCGGCAUAUCGGCUCGUCUGCCCAUGCCCAGUAUAUAUUGUCAAGUAAACCAUUUUCAUAAGCCAAUCGGAGACAUCAUUGAUAUCACAAAAUCUCUAAAUGGCUGCCUCCACCCCCGAAGCGUGGAAUUGGUCAGAAAGGCCUUGCCUGUUUGACAUCACAAUUCCGGAAUUUUAUAAGCAAAUAAACAGCAACUGCUAAUCUUACUUUUUUGGCGAUUUGACAUUUUGUACAAGUCACAUGAUCGAUGUAAUUGACUCGCAGAGUGGCUUACGCUCUCAAGACCAUCACUAUGUGACCGUUCGUGAUCAGCCAUAAAAAAUUACUGCCGAAUUUCAGACGCCGCAAUCUGGCGAAAAAAUACGCUCAUUUGCCCAUAGCUUAAAUGAUGGUAGAAAAAAUGCUUGACUGGGGUUAUGGGAAGAUACCUUUUCUACCAAAUAUUAUCCAUCAGCUACUGAACCAGUAGAUCAGGCGAAAAAAUUGCUCAUCUGCCCAUAGAAAAAAAUUCUUGACUGGGGUUAUAGGAAGAUACCUUGUCUACCAAAUAUCCAUCAGCCAUUGAACCAGUCGAUGACAACAUAUGAAUGCUCUUCAUCAUGACAUAUCAUGUUUAGUGUGCUUGUUAUUUUUCUCUUAUUUAUAUUAUAUAGAUAAUUAUAUAUAGAUUGGUUUUUAUAUUAUAUAUAUAUUGUUGAACCAAUGGUGAAUUAUUUCUCAGUAAUUAUGUUGUUGUCAGUUCUGUUUAUUUCUCAUACUAGAAAAUGUCAACAAGUUUUAUUUUUUGAUAUGUAUGGAUAUUUCAAUAAUUUAAGGCUAUGUAGAAAAUAUAUUCUGGUUCUUGGCUAACACUGCGUGGGUUAGAAAGGACCAGGCGACCGUUUUUUAUUUUAAAAAUAAAACAUUGUUAUUGAUUACGGUACCAUGCUAUUUGAAAUUAGUACACAGUAUUUGAGAACAGCACCCGGUAUUUGAGAAUAGCACCUGGUAUUUGAAAAAAAAAUACACAUUAUUUGAAAAUAACACAAAAUAACACAUGGUAUUUGAAAAUAACACAUGGUAUUUGAAAUUAACACAUGGUAUUUGAAAAUGAUACCUGGUCAUGGUUCGCACUCCUUGAAAACCCUGGAAAAAUGAAAAUGUGAUUUUGAAUGCUGGAAAAUCCUGAAAAAACAAGAUUACUCCUUGAAACUCCUGGAAAAUUAACAUUUGUGGUUUCGCUAUACAUUGUAAGAUAUAAAACGGAAGAUAGUCAUCGAAUGUUUCUUCAAAAGUUCAUGAGUUUGUCGCAUGAAAAUGUUCUUCAAGCGUCAAAAAAAUACAUGUAGAAUUCUAUACAGGGACUCCUGGAAUCUGGUAAAUAACUCAUGGAAUUUUAAGUGUUCUGUGUUGUGCACACACUGCUGGUAUAACUUACUGUUCUUGUUACACUCCUCAUCAUAAUAACUGUUAUUGGCUUUGUUAUACUAUAUUUCUUUUCUUACGUAAAUUUAAGUUGGUUUAUUUUUCUACAUGAAACACAUUAUUUUCUACACAAUCAUGUUAAGGUGUCAUGCUAAUAUUAUAUAUAUAUUGUUACAUUUACUACAUAUUUUGGUACUACAAAAAACUACAGGCUUCCUGGCUUUGUGUAGUGUUAUGUAUUCCGGUACUACAAUAUAUUGUUAUAUUGUUCAAUAUGUUUGCUGGUACUACAGUAUUCUUUAUAAAACUACAGGCUUUGUGUAUUGUUAUCUUAAAUAUGUAUUCCAGUAUUUCAGUAUACGACAUCAGGUUUUCUAGCUUGGUGUAUUUUUAUAUUGAAUUUGUAUUCAGGUUCUAUUGUACUAUUAUGACUACAGGGCACAGGCUUGUUAUGUUCACUGUGUUCUGGUACUACAAUAUACUACAUUUACCAGUACUACAGUAUGCUUCAUUAUACUACAGACUUUGUGUAUUAAUAUAUUCACUAUAUAGAUGUAUUCUGGUACUACAAUAUACUACAAGCUUUGUGUAUUAACAAAUCAGUAUUCAAUGGAUAUUUUAAUACCAAUAUUACUAUAUAUAUACCAGUACAUCUAGUUAUUUCUAGUAAUCUGUAUCAAUAGGCUUAAAAAGUUAGAUAACAUUUACUUACUUAGUGUACGCAAUCAGAUUAUUUGUAAUUUAUUCUACGCAAUCAAACUGUUUGUAAUUUAUUCUACGCAAUCAAACUAUUUGUAAUUUAUGGGCAUAAGAAUUAGAAAAAUAAUCAAGAUAUUAAUUAAUUUAUUGUAAUAAUGGAUGGAUCUAUGAUGUUUUUGAGGGUUUUAUUUUGACCAAAAAAGAUUAUUAGAUAUUUAGACUAAUUAUAAUGUAGUAUUGAUGAGAGGGGAUUUCCCCUUUGUUAAUGCUAGAUUACACUUGUCAAAGGGUGUCUGUAUCAAAAACGGUCUAACGGCAUUUACAAAGAGGAAGUCUGAAUGCAUUUUUAUUACAAUAAUAAUUAUAUUUAGAAAUCUGUGCAUUUAUUUACCUUAUUAUUUAUAUAGGUAUGUAGCGUGUGUGCAAGUCCUGUAUUCUAUACUAAUAUUUGUGACUGUCGUUUGUCUGUCUUUCUGUCUGUCUGUUCGGGGUUGGCGGCUACACUAGGUCUGCCUCUAGUCUGAAAUUUGGGGUAUAGGGGUAGCUCGGACCGAGGAGUAACAUAGGCCAGGUGGCGUUAGUCUACCACUUCCGGUUUCGGGGUUAUGACCCCCGAGCGAAGCUGGGCAUUCUUCUAGUAAAUAUAUAUACUAGAUUGGACUGUUAAUUUUAUGUGAGUAAAUUAUUAUGAAUUUUUCUGAUAGAUAAAUUUUAUGUAUGGAAAUGAUAUCCUAUCUGACCUCUUCCCUAACCAGCCUGGAAAAAGUCAUACUUAUGUAUCUGAAUUUGUUAUUUUAAAUAUUUUUAUUUUUGUUAAAGCGUUUCUGGAUGUUUCAUAUUGGUGCAUAUUUUUAUAUCUUGUUUUCAAUUUUAAGCCAACAUGUACAGUUCGACUGUACAUGCACAUCUAGCAAGUCUUAUCCUUUACUAAAAUAAUUAAAUCAAUAAUUUAAGUCACUAUAUUGCGGUUGUGGUUUAGUUUGCGGUGUGCUGUUUACCUUAUAUGUUUUAUAUAGUUAGUAUUUUAAUAUUCAUGUACUGUAUAACAUUAUUUUAGUUAGUUUUUUUUUUUUUUAAUGAUGUUGGAUAUUUUGUGAAAGAUUUAAAUCCUCAUAUCUCUAAAUUAAGACAGAACCAAUUUAUUUUCAAUACUUGACAUUUUAUGAUAAAUAAGAAAGGAAAAUCAGUGAAAGGACCAAGUACAAAUUAAACUUUAUAGAAACUAAUAUAUGCAGGGAUUUGGUUGCCGAAUAGUUUAAUGCUUGUAAUCAUAAGAUCUGUCAUUAAGUCUCUCGGCAUGGUUUCGAUGUGGCAAGGAUUACUUUUGCCUUUUUAGACUAACAUAUAAUCAUGAAACUAACAAUUCUAUGAUAAUGAAUUAUUUAUUCUCUUAAUAUAAAUAUAUUUUUUGUAUUUGUAAUCUGAACUAAAUAAAAUACUAAAUAACCCU
Molecule: messenger RNA, 6663 nt
Organism: Patella vulgata (common limpet)
Lineage: Eukaryota; Metazoa; Mollusca; Gastropoda; Patellidae
Product: cytosolic purine 5'-nucleotidase
Exons: 18
Coding region: 91-1755 (554 amino acids)
Molecular function (GO): 5'-nucleotidase activity
Source: RefSeq, a predicted model, not a curated record